CACCUCUUUCCUGACUUUUAUAUUCAUUCCUUAUUUUUCAAUGCAUUAUUAAUAGCAUAUUUCUAAAUCAUAUUUUUUAAUCUUUUAAAUAUAAAUUAUUUUUAAUAUAUUAAUGAGUUAGAAAGAGAACAACAAAGAGGAUAAAACGAGAAGGAAGUUCAGAUGGCGAUAGGAGUUAACUUACUUAUUUCAUGUGCAUUCUAUUUUGGCCAACACUGACAUCAAAGGUGCCGACAGAGAGUUGCGUUACUAUAUAUACUGUGUACAUACAUUCGUUGUACUUAAAAUGAAAUAGAUAUAUUUGAAAUGUAAUAAAAGCAAGAUAAAAAGUUUUAAUGCGGCUUAAUUGAGUCCAGUGCAAGGGUAUAUUAUGGAAAUUAGUAUCAAUUAAUUAGGAAAUCAUGAAAGAAAGACAUGGCUGAACAUAGCAAUGAUCUUUAUGAACAACAGCUUUUUGCAGUAUUUGAGAGCUGUUUAACAAGAGGGAAGGAUGAACUUGACGAAGAUGAUCUCUUCUCUGUUUGCAACAAGUUACAACUCGAUGGAUUGAUCGAAGAAUUAAAAUUAUGCAUUUGCAAACAUCAUCCAAAUAAACAAACGAUAUCCUUUCAAGAAUUUCGAGAUGGCUUAUUACUCUUUCUGAAAAAAUUUCAAGGAUUCAUAACUGAUAAACAGCAUAUUGUACAACCAUACCAUAGUUUAAAUACAUGUAAUUUUGAUAUUGAGAAGAAUCAAGCUUUGUCGCUAUUGGCCGAUAGUGCUUCGAGGACUAAUUUUCCAGAUAUGAAAGCUAAUGUCACAACAGAUGAAACUAAAUUGAUACGCUUAUGGGAGAAAAUUAAAGUUUAUUUAAGAGAAAAUACAGAUCCUGUAACAAUGCAAUUUAUAUCAAGUUGUUUAGAGAUUCCAGAGCUUCCGAAGCAAAUAACAGAAUCUAUCUUUGAAAGACUCGAUCAUAAUUGCGAUGGAUUGAUAAGCUUCGAUGAAUUUGUGAUUAUAUUUCAAAAGAGGAAAAAUAUAAAGGUUCUGCAAGAGGAUAAUGCAUCUUGUAACAGUGUUGUAAACUACGAUGUAAGCACAUUAAAUUUUAAUACAUGUGUAUCUCAUAAAAUUAAUCUACGGCAGACUAGUAGAGACUCUGAUGCAGAAGAAAAGAUCGCUGGAGUUUCUAACGUAACUAUGGUAUCAUCCGAUCACAGAGAUCAUGAUGCUUUGGAUACAAGCCUCGCAGAAAUAACAAAUAUCAUAUGUGACGAACUUAAAAGUUUGAAUGAAUCAUUACAUAAUAGUACUAUUCAAACUCAUAUUACUUUAUUACGAGAAAUGAUGAUCGCUCAUCAAGAUGAACAACGUAAUCUAAUUGCUAUAAUAGACAACAUGAAAGUGGAAAGAGAGAAGAUGCGGUUCGAUAUGUUGGAGGCUAAUGAAAGAGCAAAUUUAUUGGCGCAAGAGAUCGAUGAAUAUCACGUUCAAUUAGAAAAGACAAAGAAAGAUUUACAAAGACAGAACGAACAGCGUUACGUUGAAAUCACGAAAGAAUUUUCCGAUCAGCUUAAUAUCGAACGGGAGAUGAACGCUACGGCUCUUAAAUCAAAAGACAAUCAGUUACAGAUGCUACAGAAAGAGAAUCACGAGAUGAAAAAUAAAGUUGUAAAUAUUUUGCAAGAGAAUCAAAUACUCGAAGCGGAGAAUAAAAUUCUUCUUAGUCAGAUUGAAAAGUUACGGCAAUCCAACAAUGAUUUGCUAACGCAGAUAAAGAUAUUAGAUGCGGAGCAUGACGAGAUACAAAGCAUAGAAGCGAAACAACAAGAGCAAGUCAAUUUCUUUGUCGAUCGCAUUAAACAGCUGCAAUCCGAAGUGACAUUUCUGCGAGAUCAAAAUGACGAACUCUGCGCGGAAUUGGAAGAUUUAAAAUGUCACGGUAAAGAUAUGAAAUACGAGACAUCCUCAUCUCUAGCAUAUGAUUUACAGAUAGAUGAAAGCCGAGAUAAAGAACACGCGACGCAAGAAUUUAAAACCGAUGGACAAAUUAAUGAGAAGGUCACGUUUGAUUUUGAUACCGACAAAGAACAGAUCGAUAUAUCUAAUUCUGACACAAUGGAAUACAAAAGACUCAGAGACACGAUUAUAAAAGAUUUGGAAAAGAUAUUAUCGACAAGUGCAAAAUGUCUACCAGAAUGUGUCUUCAGAGAUGAUUUAUCGAGAUUAAUCACUGAGCUGCGAUCUAAUUUUACAUUACAUUGUCCCGCACGAGAUUUCGGGAAAAGUAUAGCGUCUGAGCUUGAAAUGGAAUGUGAGGAACGAGCUAACGAGUCUUUACGAGAUUUGGUCAUUUCAAAAAUAUCGAAGCCUCUUUCCGUGAAGCGUACAACAAUGUCAAGUAGCACGGAAAAUUUGAAUGAUCUCACUAGCCAAGAUUCAAAAAAUAUAACGCAAAAGAUAACAAGUCUUAGAGAUUAUCCACCACGUAAAGAAGAGCAUCUUAUGGAUCAAUGCAAAUCUAACAAGGAGAGAAACAAUUUUUUAAAUGUUACCGAAGUUGAGAGUGUUGCAAAGAUCGUGACAACGAACGUAGAAUUAUUAGACAUUGAGAGGAAACAAUUGAACGAACGUUGUCAAGAACUCGAACGAAGUUUAGAUUUAUUAAAAACGGAAUACGAAGAGUGCGAAGAUUAUUGGGCCGCUAAAUUGGAAGAGGAGAGAUUGCUCUUUGAACAAGAACAAAAAAUAAGUGAUGACAAACUUGCCGAGCUUAUUAAUAAAAUAACCGAAUAUGAAGAAUUGAUUAGUCCUUCGGAUAAAUCGAAAAAUAAUGGACGAUUAUCUCCUAUAGAGGAAAAGUUUAAUUUAGAACAACAGUACAUAGACCUCGAGGAAGAAUUCGAAAAAUGGAAGAUUAAAACUGAAAACGAUAUCUCUCAGAAAAAUCUAGAAAUUAGAGAUCUUCGUGAAAAAUUAAAACUGAUGGGACAGCCAGUUACGAAUGAUUCUUGCGUGCAAGUUCCGGACGAAAUGUUCUCAACAACACUUUCUACGGAUUCCUCGCAUUGCAAAUCUUCCAGUAUGUCUAGUAUUCCAUCAACAAAUGAAAUAUCUGUAAACAUGGAUUUAUGUGGCACGAAUAAUCAAACGUGCCACAUUUCGAUGGAAAUUCCAUUAUCCAAUGAUCUUAAUAGACUUUUGAAACAAGAAGAUCAUAUCGAUGAUCAUAAUUUCUACAAUACUCAUAGCGAGUAUUCUGUGAAAGGAAUCAAAGGUAUAAAUAAAGAUUACAGGAUAAAAGAUCAGAAUAGCUUAAUUGAAGCUAAAAAUAUGUUAUUAGCGACGAGAGAGGAAGAUAAGUGCGACUCGGAAUUGAAAACGAUACAUGACGAAAUUAAAGAAACUAGUUGUAUGUGCUCACAGAACAAUGCUCAACAGCAAAUAGGUUGCGUCAAUAUAAAUAUUUUGCAAAACUUAAAAAUGAAACUUUACACACAAGAACGUAAGAAACGACAUUUACAACGUUACAUUAAACAACAACGACAGUACAUCGAGAAACUAUUGCAGCGUAUUAUGAUGCAGCAUCAGACAGAAGUAUGUGAAUUACAGUGCCUUAUUCGUAAUACUCAAGAAAGACUUAGGAUACAAAUUGAAACAACUAUCGAUCAGGCAAAUAAAUUAGCCAAUGCUGACGUCUUGGUGAAGGAUUUGUAUAUAGAAAAUGCAUAUUUAACGUCACAUAUGAAGCGCUUGCAAGAACGAUGUCUCAUCUUAAGAGGUCUUGAUGUAGGAUCGACUUCAAUGUGAUACCAACAAAUAGUUGUUAUUUAUAAUUUGUAAUAAAUUAAUGCCAUUUUGUAUGUACUAAAUAAUUAUUUUAUUUAGAUUAUUUAUUUUAUGUAAGGUUAUGUAAAAUUAAAGAUAUAAAAUAAAAUGAGUGAGAGGGAGAGAAGAGAAGGAAAGUGUGUAAAAGACUGCGAUGUGACUCAGGGAUGCGACAGUUAGAAAAUAUAGAGUAUAGUGUAGUGUGUGGGUGCCUUCAGUUUUUAAUUUUACUUGAAAGUAAGAAACUUAGCUUUAAUGUAUAUCAAUAUAUCAGAAUUAAUGGUUAAUCUAUGAUCUAGAAAGGGUUGUAUUUUAAUGUAAAAGAAUGUAAAUGUGAAGUUAAUUUAGGUGAUUUAUUUUUCUCGUUAAUUAUAGCAGCACAAUGAUUCUCUGUGAUUCCAUCUUACAAAUGGAUACAUGAGAAGCAAUAUACACGAAGCAAUAUAUAUAUAUGCAAAUUUAAGCAUAUAUAUAUACAAUUAAAAUCGGAAUGUGUGCAUCGCGUGCACAUAUUGCGCAUAAAUGUAAAGAAUAUAUUUUAUGCCUAUAUUAUAAUGCUCAUAAAUGACUAGCAGUUAUCGGAAUA
Messenger RNA from Pogonomyrmex barbatus (red harvester ant), 4393 nucleotides. RefSeq names its product blastoderm-specific gene 25D (gene Bsg25D). NCBI's taxonomy places the organism in Eukaryota, Metazoa, Arthropoda, Insecta, Hymenoptera, Formicidae. Gene Ontology annotation, cellular component: centrosome. The record is from RefSeq and is a predicted model, not a curated record. Gene Ontology annotation, biological process: microtubule anchoring at centrosome. Gene Ontology annotation, molecular function: calcium ion binding.